UUUCCUCGAUCAUAUUGGGAGCAAUUCCGAACUCCAAUCUUGAUCACCCACUGCAUAUUUGUAGGUAAAGAAACCUCCUCCCCUCGUUUCUCCCUCUCGAUCACCACCCUUAGCUUACCCUUCACCUGCCAUCUUCUGUUCUGUUCAUCUUUUUUUUGCUGGUUCCUCUGCGAUGGGGAGGACUCCAACGGGCUCUUCGCCGGAGUCCGAAGUUCAGAUCAAGGUCCAGCCCCCCCGUCGCACUGAUUCUCCUCAGCCUCCCCCACCGGGUGCCAGCCGGCCACGCAAUCACGACCAUAACCCACCCAUGCCGCCUCCACGCCCUUACCAGCCUUUCAAGAAAUGGUUCCCAUGGCUCGUCCCUCUCAUUAUCGUCGCCAACAUUGGUUUCUUUGUGUAUUCAAUGUACGCCAAUAAUUGCCCCAAAAACUCCGAGCUUUGCUUCGGAACUUCUUUGCUUGGCCGCUUCGCCUUCCAGAACCUCCAUGAAAACCCCUUGCUUGGCCCCUCCGCUUAUACGCUGCGAAAUUUGGGCGCUUUGGAUGUGGAUAGGGUCAUAGAAGAUCACCAGUUAUGGCGGUUGGUCUCUUGUAUGUGGUUACACGCCGGUGUUUUCCAUGUUGCCGCCAACAUGGUUAGCCUUCUAUUCGUCGGCAUCCGGCUUGAGCAGGAAUUCGGGUUUGUAAAGAUUGGUUUGCUUUAUGUUUUGUCUGGUAUCGGAGGGAGCUUGGCAUCUGCUCUUUUUGUGCGAAACAAUAUCUCAGUUGGUGCCUCUGGUGCCCUUUUUGGUUUACUUGGAGCUAUGCUGUCUGAACUGCUCACAAAUUGGAGCAUAUACGAGAAUAAGUUGGCAACACUAUUGACUCUCAUUCUCAUCAUUCUGAUAAAUCUAGCUGUCGGGAUUCUCCCCCAUGUCGAUAACUUUGCACAUCUGGGGGGGUUUGUGGCUGGAUAUUUACUCGGAUUUGUCCUUCUGAUCCGCCCUCAGUUUGGAUAUGUCAGCCAAAAGAAUGCCCCUCCUGGCUACUUUUUAAAUUCCAAAAAACACAAGUACAAGCUGUAUCAGUACAUUCUCCUAAUCACCUCUUUGAUACUCCUCAUUGUCGGAUGUACAGUAGCCCUGGUAUUGCUACUGGAAGGUGUAGAUGGCAAUGAACACUGCUCUUGGUGCCAUUAUUUGAGCUGUUUUCCAACCCCACUUUGGUCCUGCGAUGCACAUUGCUCGUCCAACCAAUACGGGGAAGAGCUGACCUUGACAUGCAUAUCAAACAAGAAGAGCGAAGUUUACUUUUUGCCAAACGUCACCGACUCUGCUACAGAGAUCCAAAGGCUAUGCUCUGAACUCUGCUCCUGAUCAAUGCUGUAUAUAUAUAUACAUAUGUAUAUAUGUAUCAGCUUGCAGGCCGGUCCAAGAAUGGAAGCUCGAUAUCAUCCUUAACAGCAAAGAAAGAUCUCAGCACACAUAUUUUAACCUCGCUCUUUUUGACAACAGAGAGAGAGAGAGAGACAAGUGUGGAAUGUGUAUACAUCUGCUGUUUCGUGAUGAUCUGUAGUUAAUUGUUUUCUUGGAUGGGAAACUGAGCAGGCAGUAGAUUAUACAAAUGCUUCUUGUGUUUGCUGUGUAGCUAGUCUACAAGUAUAUUGUAACAAAAGCUGUGAUACCAGUUUACUGCAUUGUUUUUGAGCAUGUAAAAAUGCUUGUAUUGAUUCAAACUUCACUGCUACUUUGUAAUUAGUGUAUAUAUAUGCCCACACUCAAUGAAAAAAAAUGAUAAAUUAUGGUUAUAAAUUA
Molecule: messenger RNA, 1792 nt
Organism: Ipomoea triloba (trilobed morning glory)
Lineage: Eukaryota; Viridiplantae; Streptophyta; Magnoliopsida; Solanales; Convolvulaceae
Product: RHOMBOID-like protein 1
Exons: 6
Coding region: 173-1354 (393 amino acids)
Biological process (GO): proteolysis
Cellular component (GO): membrane
Molecular function (GO): serine-type endopeptidase activity
Source: RefSeq, a predicted model, not a curated record